AUGAAAUUCACCACCUCCAUCACCCUGGCCUCCAUCCUGGCCGCUGUGCAGGUCAGCAGUGCCGUGCCCCAUGUGCCUCGUCACUCGUCUUCCUCUACGCCAUCUGUGCCCUGCAGCACUGGCGUGCCCAGCUCGUCGGUUCCUGCUAUUUCGUCCCACUCGAUCCCAGUUCCUUCUAAGACGCCCUCGAGCUCUAUCAAGGUGUCCAGCUCUAUCCCUUACUCGAGCGUUUCCGUGUCGAUUCCUACUAUCACCAGGACUAUUCCGGCGAGCAGCUCCUCGAACCCGAGUUCUAGUCCCGUUGCUAGCUCGUCGAAGCCCUCUAGCUCGAUGAAGGCUCCCAGCUCCACUAAGGCUCCCAGUUCAACCAAGGUGCCCUCGUCAGUCACCAGCGCUCCGAAGAUGACCACCUCGACUGUCUACACCACCUCCGAGGUAACCAUCACCCAGUGCGCCACCACCGUUACGAACUGCCCAGCUGAAUCGACCACCGUGGUGACUUCCAUCAUCCCCGUAACAACCACCAUCUGCCCAGUCACCGAGACUGAGUCCGAUACUAGCAAGACCACGCCCCCCGCGCAGGGCAGCACCGUCACCGAGGAAAUCUACACGACCACGACCAUCUGCCCCGUCACUGCUACUAUGACCUCGGGCUCUAGUGUCAUCACCUCGACCUACAGCACCGUCUCCACCAUGACCGUGACUCCCACCCGCUCCCCCAGCUCCAGCUCCGUGGUUAUCACCCUGACCCCGGCCGAGUCAGCUACGACCGUCACCACCUUCGAGAGUACCACUAUCUGCCCCAUCACCGCGACUAUGACUUCGGGAUCUAGUACUUACACCUCGACCUACCACACCGUCUCGACCAUGACCGUGACCAGCCCCGUCGUGUCGUCGUCCGUUGCUACUAGUUCCGCCACCAGUGUGAUUGUGCCUAGUGGCUCUUACUCUGCUCCUCCCAGCAGCACCCCCGUCGUUAGCGUUGCUGCUUCGUCGACGAUGAAGAGCAGUGCGCUUCCUACUUCGGUUCCCACCUCUCCUAGCGCUUCCUCGCCCAGCCAGACCCCCUCUUACAACGCUGCUGUCUCGGUUAGCGUGUCCUCCGGUCUCUGGAUGGCGGUUGCCGCGGUGCUGUCCCUGGUUGUCCUGUGA
Messenger RNA from Penicillium daleae, 1152 nucleotides. RefSeq lists its product as uncharacterized. NCBI's taxonomy places the organism in Eukaryota, Fungi, Ascomycota, Eurotiomycetes, Eurotiales, Aspergillaceae. The record is from RefSeq and is a predicted model, not a curated record. The transcript has a single exon. Bases 1 to 1152 code for a protein of 383 amino acids.